CAGCUACGGAAUUUGCUCUAAAGAAAUAAUCCUCAGGUCCCACCGAGAGCAAGCGUUCCUUUAGACUCGCGUCUUGGUAUGAGUUGACAAGUGAUGAAUAGACCAAAGAAGACCUGCCAUGGAGGGAGUACUGUAUAAAUGGACAAACUAUAUAAGCGGUUGGCAGCCUCGGUGGUUUGUGUUGGCAGAGGGCACCCUCUCUUACUAUGACUCUGAGGAGGAUGCGUGGAAAGGAUGCAAAGGCAGCAUCAGGAUCUCGGUGUGUGAGAUCCAGGUUCAUCCAACAGAUAUUACACGGAUGGACCUGAUCAUUCCAGGAGAGCAGUGUUUCUACCUCAGGGCUUUAAACGCAGCCGAGAGGCAGAAAUGGCUGGUGGCCCUUGGAACAGCCAAAGCCUGUCUCACAGAUAACAGGACCAAGAGAGAGAAAGAGCUCCAGGAGAACACAGAGGCUAUAAAAAUCAAGAUGUCGGAGCUUAGGCUGUACUGUGACCUCCUCCUGCAGCAGGUGAACAAAUUUAAGGAUAUCCCCCUGAAUGACGCCACUGACAAUACAGAGGCAGGUAGUUUGGUGAAGUCGACGUGUACGACUUUUCUGAGGACUCUGGAAGAGUGUAUGGAGAUCGCGAGUCGAACGUUCAGCCCUGACCUCCUGACCCUGACUCCGCCUGGGUCUCCCCCUGUUGCAGCUGUUAAACCACAGAAGAUCAAAACUGUCAAUCAAACAAGUCACCACAUUGGAGAAAAACAGAGGGAGUCUGCUCCCAGCUCAGGAAACAGAACUGCACAGAGUAAAGCACAGGAACCAGAGGGGAACCCAGCCACGCCCGAGAACACACAGACACCUGUCACAGAAGGGGCAGAGAUUAAAGAAGCUGAGAGCAUGCGGACAGCUCAGUACACACAGGAGCCUGCUGAAGGAGCGACUGAGGAAGACAGCGGUGAGGACCGAGAGGAAGAGCAGCCUGCUCAGAACCUACAGGAAGCCCCACCCAGUCGCACCCCAGACCCAGAGCAGCAACAUGAGGACCAGACAGGGAGUGAUCCUGCCACUGAUACGUCUGAGAAAACACUGGAUGAGACAGAGGAGGUGGAAACGUUCUUUAGCAAAAUGAGUCACAGAUUUAGUGAUAUUAACCUGGACGAAGACAAUGGCAUCCCAACACAAGCCUUUCUGGAGUCAUGCUAUGCUAUUGUACCAGUAUUAGACAAACUCGGACCCACUGUCUUUGCUCCAGUGAAAAUAGAUUUUGUAGGAAAUAUAAAGAAAAUCCAGCAGAAACUGGUCUCAGAUCCUGACAGUUUCCCCACCUUGCAGGCCAUCGUCCUGCACGAGGUGGAGACAGACGUAGCUCAGGUCCGUAACUCUGCCACGGAGGCUCUCCUGUGGCUUAAACGGGGCCUGAAGUUCCUAAAGGAGUUCCUGUCAGAGGUGAACGCCGGAGAGAGGGACAUUCACGGAGCUCUCAAUAAGGCGUAUGCCAAGACCCUGCGGCAGUACCACGGCUGGGUGGUCAGGGGUGUGUUUGCACUGGCCCUGCGAGCAGCCCCCUCCUACAGCGGCUUCAUGGCGGCGCUGGUGUCCCAGGAGGGUGAUGAGCUGAAGGAGGGUUUUUCCAGGGGAAUGAGACGAGACCUGGGCGUUUACCUGUCCGCCAUGGAGACGCAGCUGAGGAUCCUGGAUGAGCUGUAUGAGGAGUACAGCCUGGAGUCUGAGGAGGUGGUGUGACAGAGAGGAGCAAACCAGCGUUCAGGCACGGCCUCUCCACGCUCCGCGUAUUACACCACACUCCUCCGGAGGAGCGCUCCACCAGCUCUCCACACGGAGGCGAAAGAGCGGAGACUUCUCAAAGACAGUGAAGCUCCUGUCGGAGAAAAAUGGCCAUUCUCUCUGACCCUGCUGGGGAGUGUCCGGCUGUCUGUGGGUAAAGUGACUGGUAAAAGGGUCGUGUGAGGGUUCAGAGGGGAUCUGAGGUGAAGAGGGUUAGACGUCUUCUGCCUCGUACAGCGUGCAGGUGUGUGGUGUGUUGGUAUACCAGCCAUGGGCUACACACUGACACUGUGAACGUUACUGAACACAGAGCAGACACCACAAACAGAAGGCCUGUUAUUGUCUGUUUUAUAUGUCGGCAGAACAUGCCAUUCCAGUCAUCAGACAGAGCCGGAGAGAGGGAAACACACUGCAUUCCAUG
Chanos chanos (milkfish) is the source of this 2192-nucleotide messenger RNA. It is a transcript of the gene plekha8, whose product is annotated as pleckstrin homology domain containing, family A (phosphoinositide binding specific) member 8. Gene Ontology annotation, cellular component: cytosol; cytoplasm; membrane. The coding region runs from base 119 to 1729 and encodes 536 amino acids. The transcript is spliced from 13 exons. Gene Ontology annotation, molecular function: ceramide 1-phosphate transfer activity; ceramide 1-phosphate binding. The record is from RefSeq and is a predicted model, not a curated record. Lineage: Eukaryota; Metazoa; Chordata; Actinopteri; Gonorynchiformes; Chanidae. Gene Ontology annotation, biological process: ceramide transport; intermembrane lipid transfer.